UUAAAAAUUUUGUUGACAGUUUUAUAAGAAAACAAGGAAUAAUUACAUGACUAUCUCGCAUUUAAUAUCAUACAAAUAAAGUUUCGAGAAAUUAAAGUUGUUACAAUAGGUAAAAUUACAGCAAUUUAAAUUAGAAAUGUCAUCCGGAGUUAAAUGUAAAAAUUGUGGUUCAACUGAGAUUGAAGAAGAUAAUGCUCGCGGUGAUGCUGUUUGCACUAAUUGUGGUUCAGUUUUAGAAGAUAAUUUAAUUGUUUCCGAAAUACAAUUUGAAGAAAUCGGGCAUGGAUCAGCAGCUAUCGGACAAUUUGUGUCAUCUGACUCUGCAGGUGGAGCUACAGGGUAUGGAAAAUUUCAAGUAGGGUCUGGAACAGAGUCUCGAGAAGUUACAAUAAAAAAGGCCAAAAUUGGAAUUACAAAUCUUUGUCAACAGUUGCAAUUAAAUAACCAUUUCAUUGAAACAGCAUUAAAUUUUUUUAGAAUGGCUUUAAAUCGGCAUUUGACCCGAGGUAGAAAAAAUAGUCAUAUUUAUGCUGCCUGUGUAUAUAUUACAUGCAGAACAGAAGGAACUUCACAUUUACUCAUAGAUAUAAGUGAUGUGCUUCAAAUUUGCAGUUAUGAACUAGGCAGAACCUAUCUUAAGUUAUCAAACGCUUUAUGUAUUAACAUUCCAUCUGUUGACCCAUGCUUGUACGUAAUGCGAUUUGGUAAUAAACUGCAGUUCGGAAGCAAAACGCAUGAAGUUUCAAUGACUGCCCUUAGAAUUGUUCAAAGAAUGAAAAAAGAUUCAAUACAUUCGGGAAGGAGACCUACAGGUUUAUGCGGAGCAGCAUUGCUUAUUGCUGCAAGGAUGCACGAUUUCGGCAGAAGUAUAGGAGAUAUUGUUAAAAUUGUAAAAAUACAUGAGUCCACUUUACGGAAAAGAUUAACUGAGUUUGCUGAAACUCCGAGUAGCGCUUUGACAUUAGACGAAUUUAUGGCUGUAGAUUUGGAAGCUGAACAAGAUCCACCAGCUUUUAAAGCCGCAAGGAAAAAGGAUCGAGAACGAAUAUCGAAGAUGGGUGAAAAUGAGUUAACGGAACUGCAAAAAGAAAUUGAUGCACAAUUAGAAAAAGAUUUAAAAAAACUUCAUAGAAGUCGCUUUAAAAAUAUUCCAGCUGAAUGCUUCGAAGAAGAUGAUGCGACUAAAUUUAUUGCGGAAUCUAAUAUGAAUGUAAUAGAAAAAUGUUUAGCUGAUUAUUCUGGGAUGAAUGAGAUUGAAACUUCGAAAACAAACUUGGAAGGUUUAAAACCGGAUAUACUGAAAAUGUGCACACCUACAUUGAGCGAAAUAUCUCAAAUUGAGAGUAACAAAUCAGAAAGUUUAACUGAAAUUAUUAAUACAAAUGAUGGCGAGCUAAACUUGGAAGGUUUAGACGACGAGGAAAUUGAUGGUUAUAUUAUGACUGAAAAGGAAGCUGAUUACAAGACGAUAUUAUGGGAAAAUUUAAAUGCAGAAUACUUGCAAAGUUUAAAAACAAAAGAGGAAAAAUUAGCGAGAGAACGUGAGGAGGGAAAACCGGAAAAAAAGAAAAGAAAACCGAGAAAAAAAAUUGGUCCAUCUAAUACUGCCGGAGAAGCAAUAGAAAAAAUGUUGCAAGAAAAAAAAAUUUCUACUAAAAUAAAUUAUGAUAUUUUAAAAGCAUUAACAGCCCCAAAAACUAACAAUAAUGCAGAAGAAAAAACUGAUAUUGCUCAUCCAAAAAUUGAGGAAGCGAUAAUACAAAAAGCAGAAACUAUCAAUGGAACUUUGUUAACUACAGUUGCUGUCCCUAAAGGAAUAUCAAAAAGAGAAAAAUUAGAAUUUGGUUUACCAGUGGUUGAAAAUGCAGUUGCACAAACAAAUGCAAAUGAACCCCUAAUUAUAGAAAACAACGAUGAUCUAGUUGAUGAGGAAAUAGACGAACCAGAGGCAGAACAAUAUGAACAAACUGAUAAUGAGUAUUCUUCACUUAAAGAUAUGCUAAAUAAAGGUGAUGAUGAUGAUUAUUAUGGAUAUGAUGAGGAUAAUUAUUAAGAAAAUAAGCAAGAAAAAGCAUGAUUUAUUUGUUGAAAAUAUUAAAAAAACUUUAUUAGUUUUUUUUUGUUUUUUAAUGAAAACGGUCUGUAAAUAUCGUUCAUUUAUUAUUAUUAUGUAUUCGGUCUGUAAAUACAUGUUUAUUUAAAACUCUUAACAGACAUUCUCUGCAAUAAAAAUUUCCUUUAUUCAUAUUUUUGAUUAUGUUCUGCUAUAAAAUUUAAAUCAUAAAAAUUCUAAAAUUUCUUAGGGCAGCUUUUUCUAAACAAUUUUUUUUUUUUUGAAAACAUAUACAUAUGUAUUACAUAUUACACUUAAUACGGCAAUGUAAAAAUAUUUAUUUUAUUUGUGUGAUAAUUAAACAUUGAAUUUUAUUUCUUUAACAUUUUUCUUUAUUUUAUUAUUUUAUAUACAUAUAUUAAUGUG
Messenger RNA from Condylostylus longicornis, 2479 nucleotides. It is a transcript of the gene Brf, whose product is annotated as transcription factor IIIB 90 kDa subunit. NCBI's taxonomy places the organism in Eukaryota, Metazoa, Arthropoda, Insecta, Diptera, Dolichopodidae. The record is from RefSeq and is a predicted model, not a curated record. The coding region runs from base 137 to 2053 and encodes 638 amino acids. Gene Ontology annotation, cellular component: nucleus; transcription preinitiation complex; transcription factor TFIIIB complex. Gene Ontology annotation, biological process: DNA-templated transcription initiation; transcription preinitiation complex assembly; transcription by RNA polymerase III. The transcript is spliced from 6 exons. Gene Ontology annotation, molecular function: RNA polymerase III type 3 promoter sequence-specific DNA binding; TBP-class protein binding; RNA polymerase III general transcription initiation factor activity.